UUAAAACUUGCUAACAUGUUCAUUACAAUUCCUUUAAACUCUUCUUCCGUAAAUAUAACAGGCCGCUCCAUAAGUCUGGGUUCAAAUCCGGCUUUACCGUUAAGGCCUGGUUCCACUCCCACACCGGGUUUGCGUUACAAGAAUUUGGGCAAGAGUGGUUUACGUGUUAGCAAUGUUGGCCUGGGCACUUGGCCAGUCUUUUCGCCCGGCGUUAGCGAUGACCAGGCCGAAGCCAUACUUAAAUUGGCCAUUGAGAGCGGCAUCAAUCUGUUCGAUAUCUCGGAAGCCCAUUCGGAAACAGAAAUUGGCAAGAUCUUACAGAGAACUGGUUGGAAGCGAACGGCUUAUGUUAUUACCACAAAAGUUUAUUGGAGUACCAAAUCCGAAGAACGUGGCCUUUCACGCAAGCACAUUAUUGAGUCCGUCAAGGCCAGUUUGCAACGUCUGCAAUUACAAUAUAUCGAUAUUGUAAUAAUACACAAAGCGGAUGCUAUGUGUCCCAUGGAAGAAAUCGUACGAGCUAUGAAUUACAUCAUUCAACAGGGAUGGGCCAUGUACUGGGGUACAGCACGUUGGACUCAGGUCGAAAUAAUGGAAGCCUAUACUAACUGCCGUCAGUUUAAUUGUAUCACUCCGAUAGUCGAACAAUCUGAGUAUCAUAUGUUCUGUCGUGAAAAAUGUGAACUCUAUUUGCCGGAAAUGUAUAAUAAAAUCGGUGUGGGCCUAAUGGCUUGGGGCCCCCUUUCGAUGGCAUUGAGUGAUGCUCAAAAUGGUGAGAAGAUAUUUUUGCCAAAGGGAUCGUUUAAAACGAAGAGUCAUUCAUAUUCCUGGACUGAAGAUGAAGUUAAUAGGAAUGCUGCCUUAUCGCCUCAGGGUAGUUGGAAUAAGGAACGCAUGGAGGAAGGUCGUCGUCAUUGUGAUCGUUUAAAGGAUUUAGCUGCUUUAGCCGAGAAGCUGGGUUGUACACCUACCCAGUUGUCAAUAGCCUGGUCGUUGAAACAUGAACCCGUACAAUGUUUACUUUUAGGUGCCACUUCUGCUGAACAAUUGCAUCAGAGUUUGCAAUCAUUACAGCUACUGCCACGUUUAUCGACCAGUGUUAUGCUAGAAUUGGAACGAAUACUAGAGAAUAAACCGGUGCGACCGCCGAUGAUAUCAACACUGGCACUUCGGUGACAAUCAGCAUGCCCUCAGGGGCCUCCUAGCC
Molecule: messenger RNA, 1207 nt
Organism: Lucilia cuprina (Australian sheep blowfly)
Lineage: Eukaryota; Metazoa; Arthropoda; Insecta; Diptera; Calliphoridae
Product: voltage-gated potassium channel subunit beta-2-like
Exons: 5
Coding region: 16-1176 (386 amino acids)
Biological process (GO): potassium ion transport; regulation of potassium ion transmembrane transport
Cellular component (GO): cytoplasm; voltage-gated potassium channel complex
Molecular function (GO): potassium channel regulator activity; voltage-gated potassium channel activity; transmembrane transporter binding
Source: RefSeq, a predicted model, not a curated record